AUGACUUCACGAAUUGUUGUGGGAGUGCUUGCCCUCCAGGGUGCGUUUGCAGAACAUAUCGUGCUGCUCCGCAAGGCAGCCGGCACGUGCUCCGACCCAUCUUUGAACUACGAAUUCAUCGAAGUCAGGACUCCGGCGGAGCUGGCACGAUGUGAUGCACUGGUGCUACCCGGAGGCGAGAGUACCGCCAUAUCGUUGAUUGCGGAGCGAACGGGUCUAUUGGAACCGCUACGGGAUUUUGUAAAGGUUCAGAGAAAGCCGGUAUGGGGCACCUGUGCGGGCUUGAUUCUGCUGGCAGAAAGUGCCAACAAGUCCAAGGCCACCGGCCAGGAGCUCAUCGGCGGCCUCGACGUUCGCGUACAUCGCAACUACUUUGGGCGGCAAGUGGAGAGUUUCGAGGCUGACCUCGACCUGGUCUUCCUCCCGAACCAGCCACGUUUCCGCUCCGUCUUCAUCAGAGCCCCGGUCGUAGAGAAGAUCCUCGAGCCGGCAUCAACGUCGGAGCCGACACUGGAAACACUGACGGCGGACUUGGCCCUCACCGCUACCACGGUCCUUGCUCCACCACGACAAUCAACCACAUCGCCCGUUGAGAUCAUGUGUCGAUUACCCGGUCGAGCUCGAGCACUUCGUGACAAGUCUAUCACAGCCGAAGAUCUUGGCGAGGAUGGCGAUAUCGUCGCGGUCAGGCAGGGGAACGUGUUUGGUAUGGCGUUCCAUCCGGAGCUGACCGGAGAUGAGCGCAUUCAUGCCUGGUGGUUGCAGGAGGUCGUUCGGCUCAAAUCGACUGUCGAUGUAUGA
Messenger RNA from Dissoconium aciculare CBS 342.82, 801 nucleotides. Its product is annotated as SNO glutamine amidotransferase. NCBI's taxonomy places the organism in Eukaryota, Fungi, Ascomycota, Dothideomycetes, Mycosphaerellales, Dissoconiaceae. The transcript has a single exon. Gene Ontology annotation, molecular function: glutaminase activity. Gene Ontology annotation, cellular component: cytosol; glutaminase complex. The record is from RefSeq and is a predicted model, not a curated record. Bases 1 to 801 code for a protein of 266 amino acids. Gene Ontology annotation, biological process: pyridoxal 5'-phosphate biosynthetic process; pyridoxine metabolic process.